Messenger RNA from Diaporthe amygdali, 3459 nucleotides. RefSeq lists its product as uncharacterized. Bases 1 to 3459 code for a protein of 1152 amino acids. The transcript is spliced from 7 exons. Gene Ontology annotation, biological process: protein stabilization; telomere maintenance via telomerase. The record is from RefSeq and is a predicted model, not a curated record. NCBI's taxonomy places the organism in Eukaryota, Fungi, Ascomycota, Sordariomycetes, Diaporthales, Diaporthaceae. Gene Ontology annotation, molecular function: Hsp90 protein binding; telomeric repeat DNA binding; copper ion binding. Gene Ontology annotation, cellular component: cytosol; mitochondrial intermembrane space.
AUGGAUGAGCUUUUGCGUCCUAUCAGCAGGACUUAUGUCAAGUCGGAAGAUACCGCAAAGUCCCUGCUCCAGGAGGUCCAGGCAUCAUCAAGGGCGACAUCGAUACCAAUUUCCAAGCCAACAUCGCUUGAAGACGUCGUGGAGACCUUGAAAAAUGAACCUGACUACGACACUCUAAUAUCGGUGUUGAGUUUUGUCGUCCAAAAAGGACCAGUGGGUGAGCAUUUCAACAUCGGCUCUCCAGGACCCGAGGCCGCCAGGAUCAUCCAGAUCUUGGUCACUGAAAUCGUACCGAAUUACUGGGCCAUACUCAAGGAAUCAUCUUCAGACGAUGAGUAUUCAGAUUUAAAGCUCUUGCUGGAUAGUCUCCGAAAUCUUGCGGGCCUGAAUGCUGUCUUGCUGCGCCUGCGGACUCUCACUCAGGAGCAAAAGUCGGAGACGACAGCUAACAAACGCUCCGACGUGCUGCUGAAUCUGAGCGUCACCCUUGAGCUCCUUUGUGGAAUUCUAGAUGGCGAAGAGGGUGUCGUACGUCUAUGGACAAACACCUGCACGACACCAGACUCCAUGAAACAACGCAUAUUGGCAAGAGAUUUUGUCAAUGUCAUCGCUGGCGGCCGUAUCGUCGCCUUCUCAGCAGAAGCUGAAUCUCUUGCUCCUCACGAAGCCAAGGGCCAGAUCAUUUGGGUUGCCGAUGGGAAAGAGUAUACGAGGUGGUUGACCCGUAACGUCAUAUCAUGGUCAAGACAAGCAGACCUCCCCAUGCAGAAGAAGCUGGUGGCAGACCUCUUGUCGAAGGCUCUGCGUCUAGGAUACUCUGAUACUGUAUUUCAGAUUCUGCUCGAGGAUAUCGUCAACAGGUCCCAAGAAUCCCGGCACAUCUCUGACUUGUUCGGCAAUCUCGCCAACACAGAGCAACGCACUUUCCUCUCCAGCAUUUUGAAGGCCAUUGCAGAUAUCUAUCUCAACCACGUCAAUGCCAGUGAUCCAUCUAAAGAGAAGACGGCAAUAGCCGCAGCUGCCGGUAUCAUCGGCUCACUCGUCGCGAAAGACGCCAAAUACUUGUCUCAUCUGAUCACAUGGCUAACAAGUGCCACCGGGACCGGGCUUGGUGAUGCAGUUGGUGUUCGGCGUGCAGUUCUGGCUGUUCUUUCGCCGGACAGGGACAGCAUCACUACAGUCUUUGAAAAUAGUCUCAACCAGUUCGGAGAUUUCCUGUACAUCAAGCAUACCCCAGUUCUUCAACAAGAAGUGCACGCGCAAGUGCUCCUUCUGAGCGCUGGAUAUCUUCAAAGACUGGCUCCGAUCAAAUUAUCCCUUGUCGUGAGAUCGGGCUCGUUCAUGAACAUGGUCUCCAAGAGGUUGGAAGCGUCUCAGACCCGCGCUCGCUUGCUGGGUAUGAUCGUUGGCGAGGCGCUCUCAAAAUUGGCCCACAAAGACGACAAGAAGCUCAAUUUCAACAUGGAGGAGACGAGCUCAGAUGAAGCUCUCUGGUACAAAGGCUUAGUAGACAUUUCGGAUGUUGUCGGUCCCAUUGAGACCUUGGCUUCGAAACAGCAGCCGGCCGAAUACACCCGGCAGACGAAGGCACCACCUGCCCCCAAGUCAAAGCCAGCACCGGCUCCAGCGCCAUCGACCAGCAAAUCGAAGGCGAUCAUCGAAGAGGUGGAGUCUGACGAGGAAGAGGACGAUGAUAUAGUGCCCUUGAAGAAACCAGAAGAUGACGAUAUUGAUUCCGAUGACGACCCAGAAACUGUCAGGCGAGACAAGCCCAAAGCCCCUGUGUACAUCAGAAAUCUUAUCACAUAUCUUCGGGACACUGAGGGCUACGAUCACCAAAAGCUCGCCCUCACAACUGCACCGACCUUGAUCAGGCGGAAAGCGAAUUUUGGAACUGAAGUCAAGGAGCAUGCCGAAGAGCUUGCUUCACUUUUGGUGGGCAUACAGGACACAUUUGAUAUUGAGAACUUUUACGACCUCAAACUACAGGGUAUGAUUGCUAUAACUGUGGCCCAACCUCAGAUGAUGGGCCCAUGGUUCGCCAAAACAUUCUUCAGUGGAGACUAUUCAGUGGCACAGAGAGCUUCUGUACUUACGGUCUUGGGCCUGAGUGCCCGCGAGAUUGCUGGGCACGCAACUUCAGAGUACACGGCCGCGGCAUCGUUCCCUUCUCAGACGCUGCCUGAUAAGAUGAAGAGGCUUUAUGUGGAGGACGCAGCAAUGAACAACCAACUUGCCUCGUCAUCAUCGCUUAAAGCAUUGCCACCCAACGCUUUGGAUACGAUAUCAAAAUCACUCACCUCCGACUUCAUGGCGCCACUGGCGGCUGAUGCUGCGGAUUCAGCGACAGGUCCAGACGCUCUGAAGCUGUCAACAUUCAAAUCACGUCUCGAUCAGCAACAGUCUUCGACGGCACAGAAGUCCAAGAGCAAGCCCCGGGUCCGUGCCAUUCCCAACACGACGGCCCAGCUCAUUGCCACGUCGUUCUUCUUCCCACUUACCGCUCGCUUUCAGUCCGCAGCGCGUUCGAUGGCAGGCCGCACCCGCGGCAUCGUCUUUCAGCCCUUCCUCUUGUCGCUCUACAUCAAGACCCUGGCGCUCCUCCUCCAUGCCGCAGGGCCGAGCACGCUGUCCCUGCCGGACAUGACGGCCGAGCUUUGGGAGCUCUUGUUGGGAAGCAGCGUGCGCGCACAUGCUGUUGGAGACCUGGGCGUCACGCAUGCAGUCUUGUUUGCACUGCUGACACUGCUGGAGGUUAACGGGGACAGGAUGCGGGACAUUUGUCAGAGCAUGCCGAGAGAGGUCGUCGAAACGCAGGAGUGGGUCGCCCAGAUAUUCAGUGGCACUAGAGGCGAGGAUGGAGGAGAGGAGAACGACGUGAAGAUGUUGGCUGCGGGCGUGUUGAUCAGGAUCAGGGAAGGCAUGGAUAAUCAUAGGGCCUUGCUGAUGGGUGACAUGAUCGGAUCCCUGCCUUUGGCCGAGCCCCUAGAUCCUAGCACUGCAAGCACUGUACCUCAGAGUGGCACCAGAUCGGAAGCUCCCGGCGCACUUACAAAUCAACGGCAGGCAAAUGGUGAGCUCAUCGAAUUCCGCAACAAGUCACAAUGGGAUCGCAAGUCUCGGCUCGUAUCCGUUCCAGCCGCCGCGGCGAUCGCGCAACCGCCAGCGCCCGCGAUCUCCGAUGCCUCUUCGAAGCCAAAGGUCCGUCCAUUCCGUACCCACGAUAUCCCCGAACUUCUUCCUUUCAUCACCGAGGCUGACUCGCUACUGGUAAAACAGCCAUGUUGUGUCUGUAAAGACGAGAAGGCGAAACGCGACGAGUGCAUGCUUUUCUCGAAUGCCGCCGACCCGGCCAAAGACUGCAAAUCCACCAUCGACCUGUACCGAUCUUGCAUGAAGGGGUUCGGCUUCGAAACCUGUAUCACUCCGCUCAACGAUUCAGGCGAGCUUCACAACUGA